Molecule: messenger RNA, 399 nt
Organism: Dioscorea cayenensis subsp. rotundata (Guinea yam)
Lineage: Eukaryota; Viridiplantae; Streptophyta; Magnoliopsida; Dioscoreales; Dioscoreaceae
Product: glycine-rich cell wall structural protein 2-like
Exons: 3
Coding region: 1-399 (132 amino acids)
Source: RefSeq, a predicted model, not a curated record
AUGAUCUUGUUAUUACCGCCUUUGCUGCUAAAUCGAGGCCUUGCAUCCGUGGGGCCCGAUCCGAUUGGUUACGGCCCGAUCAUCCAUGAGCCCAGCUGUGAAGUGGGACGUGACAGUAGUAGUGGACACGGCGGUGGAGGUGAAGGUGCUGGAGGAGGAUAUGGGAAGGGAGGUGGAAGUGGUGGUGGACAAGGUGGUUUAGGUGGUGGAGGAUAUGGAAAAGGAGGUGGAGGUGGCGGUGGACAUGGCGGUGGAGGCGGACAAGUUGGUAUAGGAUAUGGAACAGGAGGUGGAGGUGGAGGUGGCGGUGGACAAGGUGGUGGAGGGCAUGGUGGGAGUGGGUCUGGGUAUAGAAACAGAGGUGAAGGUGAAGGUGGAGGUGGAGGUGGACAUCCUUAA